Messenger RNA from Drosophila teissieri, 693 nucleotides. RefSeq lists its product as uncharacterized. Lineage: Eukaryota; Metazoa; Arthropoda; Insecta; Diptera; Drosophilidae. The record is from RefSeq and is a predicted model, not a curated record. Bases 1 to 693 code for a protein of 230 amino acids. The transcript is spliced from 3 exons.
AUGCAGCUUUUCACACGAGUUAUCCUGUUGGCCGUGACUGUCUUCAGCGUCAGUGCCGUGCCGCGUUUGGCAGAGGACAUUGGUCUGGAGCAGGUCCUGUUUCGCAUGGUCCUGGGCGAGGCUGAGGGUCGAGGUCUGACCCCAGCUGCCCAGACUUGUGCCAACAUCUACCUGAAUACCACACAGAAGAACGGCGAUAGCCUGGCCAAUGCCACCAAUGCCUGCGAGGAGGCAGCCAACCGCACCAACGUGGCCUACACCCAGACCAGCAACUCCACCAUCAACCAGAUCCGUCAGCAGCUGUUGACCCUGGAGCAGAACCUGCAACUGUGCCGCAACGAGACCGAUUCCGCUCUUUUCCUCAACUGCACUGUGUCCACGUUCGACAAGAACCUCCAGCUGCUGGACACCUCCAACUCGCAGGCCUACCGAGCUCAGUCCCAGUUCGUGUCCAAUGCCACUCAGGUGAACGCCGAGAAGUCGAACUGCAUCAGCUCCGCUGUCAGCGAGGCCAAGGUCCAGUCCAUCCAGGCGGCCAAUGACUUCAACUCCUGCCUGGACAAGAUUGCCGCCCAGCGUGAGGUGCACCAGCAGAUGGAGCAGCAGCAGCAGGUGAAGCCCGCCCAGGCGCCCAAGGAGCAGGUGCCUCCGAUGCCCCAGCUGAUGUUCCAAGAUCUGCCUUUGACCAACUAA